This is a messenger RNA of Condylostylus longicornis, 2309 nucleotides long. RefSeq lists its product as uncharacterized. The record is from RefSeq and is a predicted model, not a curated record. NCBI's taxonomy places the organism in Eukaryota, Metazoa, Arthropoda, Insecta, Diptera, Dolichopodidae. Gene Ontology annotation, molecular function: lipase activity. Bases 827 to 2152 code for a protein of 441 amino acids. The transcript is spliced from 5 exons.
AUAAAACGCAUAUUGUGCUACUCUGAACGUUAUGUUUGGUUUGAAAUAAAAUACCAGUAGUAAAUAUUGUUUAGCGCAAUCAAUAAGUACUAAAAAAACUUAUAAAAAUGAAAUUACCGCUCGGUACGGCCAACGUGAUACACAAGUAAAAAAAAAACAAUGAAAAAUAUUAUAUAAUGGUGAUAAUAAUAAGAUUUUAAACGUUUUUUUUUCCUUUUUUUUGCUAAAAAUAAUAAUUUUUAAAGUUAGUCAGAUUAAAAUGUAAAUGAACACAUACUUACAUACAUUUUUAAAUUAUUCUGAUAAAUUGGCGCAUAUUUUCGGAUGAAGAUAAAAUUUCACCACUUUUAAUAUCAUUUUUAAUUUAUGAAUGUUUGACGAAAGAGAAGAAAAACAAAUCAAGAUUACAAAAAAAAAAUGUGAAACGCAAAUCUGCCAUCGUUAUGGCUAAAACACAAACAAACAACCUUUAAUUUAGAUAUACAGAUACCUUUCUGUUUAGGAAGCUUAUAUUCGAAUUACAAAGAAUUGGCAAUAACCAAACAAAAGAAAAAAUAAAAGUAAAGUGAAAAAACGUAUCCAAAAAAAUAUUUUUACCAAAAAAAAAAAAAUAUAAGAAAAAAAAUUUCCCCCAAAAAGAAAAAGCAUUUAACAUCACAUUUUUAUUCGGCAAUCGGCAUUCAUGAUCACAUCACAAUUUCGUAUUGGCCAUCAACUGGAAAAGGUCAACUUUUAAAUUUUUUAAUUUUUAAUUUCAUUUUCUUUAAAAAUAUUUUUUUAAAGUUGUUAAGGAAAUUUCUUUCUUAGCUAAAAACAAAAAAAAAUUAUGUUAAAAUAUAAAUUUAAUAUUUUAUUAAUUUUAUUAUUUUUUAACAAUUCCAUUUAUUGUGAUAAAUUUAAUAACAGUACUAAUAACAAUAUCAGUACAACCCCAAAUAAAAAAUUUAAUAGAAAAAUUAUUAAUAAUAAUUAUCGGAAUAAUGAUGUCUAUUACGAUGAUGAUUAUGAUAUUGAUGGUAUUGAUAAUGAUCUUAAUGAUAUUGAUGAUAUAAGUUUUGGAUUAAAUAAUCCAGUUUAUAAUGUAUUAGAUUAUCCAUUGGUAGGACUUGAUCCAUUAGGUCCAUUAAGCAAUUUACGAGAAUUGCGGAGAAAAGAAUUUGCUGAAGAAAUUUUGUUUCUUGUAACAAAAGAUGGGAAUUUAAUAUACUCAGCAAAUGGUACAAGUACUGAAACAAUGGAAAUUAUGGGCUGCGGUACUGAUGAUAAUUUUACAGUUAUUAUACAUGGAUGGAGAGAACAAGCUGAUACAGAAUGGAUACCAAUUAUGGUAACUAAUUUUUCGAAAUAUCGCGGCGGAUGUAUAGUAAUAGUUGACUAUGGACUUUACUCUAUAGGACCCUAUUUGCGACUUGUUCAAAAAUACGAUCAAAUUACAUCAGUUAUUUAUAAUAAAAUGGCUCUUUGGGAAAGAAGCGGUUUAAAACCCUCUAAAAUUCAUAUGUUUGGAUUUAGUUUUGGUGCAAGAGUUGCUCUUGCAGUAGGAAGAAGAUUUGGUUCCAGUGUCAUCAAAUCUAUAGAUGCUUGUGAUAUGGCUGGACCCGGAUUUGAUAUGAAAUUUGGUAGUGUUGAUUAUAAAAAGUCAGCAGAGAACGUUCAAUGCAUUCAUACUAGUCGAGAUAAAGGUACACGUCAUUACACUGGAUGUCAUCAAAAUUGGCGAAUUGGUUAUUGUGGAUUUAAUCAACCAGGCGCCAGUGAUCCACCAUAUGGAUCACAUGGAUUAUGCCCUUAUUACUAUAAUCUUGCAUUUUCAUACGAUUUUAUGGCACGAAAAAAGCCAAAUUCUUGUAUAUCACUCAAUCCAGCAAGAUAUUGGCCAGAAAAAUUUAAAAUGGGUUAUAUGGAAGAAAGAAAAUCAGACGUAUUAGGUGAAUUAUUUGUGACCGUAUCAGCAAAUCCUCCAUAUGUCAAAUCAGGUGAAGUUAAAGAAAACAAUGAUGAACCCUAUACUUUAGCUUUAUUACCAAAUGAUAAUAUUGAUAUGAUAGGAAGAUUUAGAAGAAGACGACCUGUAAUGCAACAGUUAAGAAAAAUUCGACGUAAUAUUAUUGAAAGGAGGCGACGCUUUGCUUUAGCAUUACUAGAUUUUUAGGAGCAAAAUAUUGUCGAAAUAUAUUUGAAAGUUAUUUAUUAAGCCACCGAAAUCAUUGAUUAAAAAACCAUUACAUCACAUUUAGAAUCUUUGUUCGUUUAUAAAUUUUAGUAAGUUGUAAAACUUUAAUGAAAACUAGAAAUUAAAAAUUGAAAAA